AUGGAAUACUUAGAUUUGUCCAACAAUCAGCGUACAGGAGCAAUACCAGAAACUCUGUCCGAAUUGCAAAAUCUUAGGUAUCUAAAUUUAAGUGGAAACAACCUGAUUGGAUCAGUUCCUGAAGCUCUUAAGAAAAGGGUUCUGGACAAUACUUUAAUCAUGAGUUUGACAGGAAACACGAAUCUUUGCGGAGUUGAUCCUUGCUUGCGGAAGAAGAAACAAAAAAACAUCCUUGUUCCGGUUGUUGCAUCAGUUUCAGGUUUCUUUGUAGUUCUCUUUGGUGCUUUGGCCAUCGUUUGGUUAAUUAAACGGAAAAGAAUAGCUGGAUCUAGUGAAAGCAUGCUGAGAUUAAAAAAUCGACCUUUUACGUAUGGAGAGGUUUCAAGAAUCACUGGGAACUUUCGACAAGUGAUUGGUGAAGGCGGAUUUGGAAAGGUAUAUCUUGGUACACUAGAGAACGGCACUGAAGUUGCAGUGAAGAUGCUCUCUAAAUCAUCAAAGCAAGGGUACAAGGAAUUUCAAGCCGAGGAUCAACUCUUAAUGAUUAUUCACCACGGAAACUUGGUUUCUUUGUUUGGAUAUUGCGAUGAUUCCAGGCACAUGGCACUAAUAUAUGAAUACAUGGCUAAUGGAAAUUUAAGGCAACAUUUAUCAGAGGACCAUCUGAAGGUCUUGACGUGGAGUAGGAGACUACAAAUAGCUGUUGAUAUCAUGAUUUCAGGUUUGGAUUAUCUGCAUAACGGUUGCAAGCCACUAGGGCCACCCAUCAUCCACAGAGACUUGAAGACUACUAACAUUUUGCUAAACGAAGAUUUCCGAGCCAAAAUAGCUAAUUUUGGCCUGUCAAGAGCUUUUGCAACUGAAAAUGACUCUUACGUGUCGACUUGUCCUGCGGGCACUCCUAGCUACCUCGACCCCGAGUAA
Molecule: messenger RNA, 924 nt
Organism: Syzygium oleosum
Lineage: Eukaryota; Viridiplantae; Streptophyta; Magnoliopsida; Myrtales; Myrtaceae
Product: receptor-like protein kinase At3g21340
Exons: 9
Coding region: 1-924 (307 amino acids)
Biological process (GO): protein phosphorylation
Molecular function (GO): ATP binding; protein kinase activity
Source: RefSeq, a predicted model, not a curated record